UCCGCCUCAUGUUCCCACCUCCGCGGAGCCGGAGCUGAUUCCCUGUCUAGCCGACGCUGAGAGCUCGCUGCCGGGGCCGGCGGAGUCCACACCGCGGUGCCAGGAUGAAGUUUUGGGGACCAUGUUCGGUUGGAUUUUAUAUUUGCGUGUCCAUGCUUUUCAAAGGUUCUCUGCAGGGAGAACACCAGAGGAGGUUGUACAAGGAGCUGCUGGCUAACUACAACCGACUGGAGAGACCUGUGGUCAAUGACUCAGCCGCCAUUCUGGUGGAGCUGGGGCUCACACUGCAGCAGAUCAUCGACGUGGAUGAGAAGAACCAAGUACUGAUGACCAACGCCUGGCUGCAGUUGUACUGGACAGACAUCUACCUGAGCUGGAAUCCAGAAAAGUACCCCGGUGUUCAGAACCUGCGAUUCCCUUCAGACCAGAUCUGGACCCCUGACAUCCUCCUUUACAACAGUGCGGACGAGCGGUUUGAUGCCACCCUCCACACCAACGUCCUGGUGAAUGCAUCCGGCUACUGCCAGUACAUCCCCCCUGGCAUCUUGAAGAGCACCUGCUACAUCGACGUGCGUUGGUUCCCUUUCGACGUGCAAAAGUGUGACUUGAAGUUUGGCUCGUGGACGCACAGCGGCUGGCUGCUGGACCUCCAGAUGCUGGAUGUGGACACAUCCAACUACAUACCCAAUGGGGAGUGGGACCUUGUGGGGGUGCCAGCCAAGCGCAAUGAGCUAUAUUACGACUGCUGUAAGGAGCCCUACCCGGAUGUGACGUUCACGGUCACCAUGCGCCGCAGGACGCUAUAUUACGGCCUCAAUUUGCUCAUCCCAUGUGUGCUGAUGUCUGGCUUGGCCCUGCUGGUCUUUCUACUUCCGGCAGACUCCGGGGAAAAGAUUUCUCUGGGCAUCACUGUGCUCCUUUCGCUCACUGUCUUCAUGCUUCUGGUCGCAGAGAUCAUGCCGGCCACGUCCGACUCUGUUCCUCUCAUCGCCCAGUACUUUGCCAGCACCAUGAUGAUAGUCGGGAUGUCCGUGGUGGUGACAGUUAUUGUGCUGCAGUUUCACCAUCAUGACCCUCACGGAGGCAAGAUGCCCAAGUGGGUUCGGGUGGUCCUGCUGAACUGGUGUGCUUGGUUUCUCCGUAUGAAACAACCUGGCGAUGAGCGCAAGCGGCCUGGUUACAAGUACAGUCACAACUCCCAGCACCACUCCAGCUCCGGCUCUAUAGAGAUGGGUGCCGUUCCAAGCCUCACUCUGCCUCUCUCGCAGACAUCCGGCCCACCUUGCACCACAGGCACCUCCAACGGUUCCAUGAGCCUCUACUUUAGCAAUUACCACCCCAUAGAAGGCCCGCACUGCCCGCCUUCUAGCGACUCCGGGGUAGCGCUCGGGGGGCUUGCCCAUGGCUCCCCAAGUGAUGAGGCUGAGCCAUCUGGAGGAGUUGGCAGUUGUGUCGGAGGCAUGGGGAUGGGAGUUGGACCAGGGUUGGGAGUCCUCCCACCAGAGAUCCAACGCAUCUUGGAGGAGGUGUCGUACAUAGCCCAGCGGUUCCGGGACCAGGACAGGUCUGAGGCCGUCUGCGGCGAGUGGAAGUUUGCAGCGGCGGUGGUGGACCGGCUGUGCCUGGUGGCCUUCUCUCUCUUCUCCAUCAUUUGCACAUUCACCAUCCUCAUGUCAGCACCCAACUUCAUAGAGGCCGUUUCCAAGGACUUCACAUAGCUAAUUGCAGCAGCGGGAUAGAAAGAAGGAAGAGGGCAAGAGAUUGGGGUUAAAGAAGAGAUUGAGAGAGAAAGUGCAUGUGGGGAAGGAAACAAUGAAGGGUGCAGUGUGUGGUCCCCAACCUACAGUCUGGUCACUAAAGUUGGGCCACUCAGGGUUUUAUGGAAAAAAUGUACUCUCAAAACUCAUGAAAGUAAAUGGAGCCUUGCAACUCUGCCAAGCUGCUAAUUCAUGUAGUCAUUUAGAGCCAAAAAGGAAACAAAAUAUUUAUGAUUGAUAAGUAAGUAAUUACAAUUAAUAACAAAUCCUUAUGUUACAUUAGCACAUUCCAUAUCAAGAAUAGAAACAGACAUGCAUUGUGUUGAUGUCGUAAAUAAAUUGUUGCUCUCGAGAAGAGGAAAAAGAGUUGGACAUGCCGACUAAAGAGCAACCCCGGGGGAACUAUCAGCAAAAGGUUGUGAAUCACUGGGGCAUUAGAGGAGGGCAAUGCAUAGUUUUCUUCUUUACAUUGAGUAAUAUAUCAAUAAGGGAAAGAUAAAGUGGCAGCUAAUUGUCUUUUCUCUGUCAACAGUGUUAAUAUCAUUGUUUUAUUUGUAGUAUUCAUUUUUUUAAACUGCUUCAUUUACUGAACAACAACUCAUACAGCACCACACUCCAUCCACCUCAUUGCCUCACCUCGACUAUCUUUGUUCUAAGUGUACAAAUGCACAAAUGUAAAGAUAUCCCCUCAGUCUGAGUUCAUUAUAAUGUUACGGUUAGUUAUUAAAAAUUAAAUGUUUCACUGUGAAUGUGAUUGUGUUUGCGGAAAAUUGGAUCAACACAGCUUUGGAUACCGUUCAUCUCUAACAUAAGUAUAGAGGCAUUUUCUUUCUUCAUCAUACUAGGAAUGCUUAUUUAGGAUCACUUUGUCUGUUUUUAAUUUAGCCAAUAGAAUCUGUUACAUAAUAAGAACAGUUUGUGACAGUGUAAUAAUGGCACCUCCAACAUGUUGUAUCAAAAAGCACUGUGUUGACUGGUGUGUACUGGUGUUGACGAGUAAAACAAAAUACACUACACAGGUUUCUUUCUGAAUUAUAGUCAAAUACUGUAUGAUGCGCAGUACAUCCUUUAACCAUGCGGUCUGAAACUACAUGUACAAGUUAUUCAUUUAACUGUAGAAACAGAUCAAGUACCGUAAAAGUUGUCUAACUGCUGUGAAUCCAUAUCUAUGUACCUUGUUGGACCUGUACAUACGUGAUCACUGGAAGUAAAGAGUGAUAUGACUUUUGAAUCUCUGGCCCCAGAGACAAUGGCCAUGAGGUGCGACGGCAAGAAGAAAACCUCACAACCGCAUCCGCCACCAUAUUGCUGGAGAAUAUACUGCAGAUUUAUAAAAGGCCCUUUGGUGUAAAUAAGUUUUGUCCAUGUGCUUAGUGCCUCCUCUUUGCCGUAACCACAGUCAUUGGUCUCUUUAUCUGUUAUUCCAAGUGUGAAUUGUUGUCUUUCUAUGUGAUUAAAGCCUAUUUAUUCUCUGUAUAGCAGCCUCUGGAUAGAUCUGUGGGGACAGACAGUAGACUAAGCCAUAUACAUUAACUGUGGUGAGUAAAUUGAAAUCACAGCGUGUAAUAAGGCUUCCAUAGCAUUAUCCUUUAUCACACAAAUAGCUAAAACUUUGCUUAGAUUGCUACAGCUGCUGGGUCAAAUACAUCCUGGCUGUGAAACAGUUGCAUUAAUAGCAUGAUAGUACCAUAUUUAAAGAUGAGCACAAACACAAUGUCACCAUCAGUGUCAUCACUGAAAAUAACGUCUCCAGCUUUCAUGACAUCAUGUUGAUUGGAUGGGAUGUCAACCAUUUUGAAAAGGUCAAACCGUUAAAGAACCUGGUCAGGACAAGACUAAUAUAAUGUGAAAGUUUCAUUAGAUUGUGGUAGAAAUUGUUUUUGGUCUAGGGUAAGAGGAUCAAUUAUUGAUCGAGAGUGAAUCAAAUUCUGAGCACCCAAAAAAAUACUCCAGAAUGAACAAUGUGGGUCAUGUUUUCCUUCUUUCAGUUGUUUGAUGUUCUGUAAUAAAUAAAGCAGAACCAAUA
Pseudoliparis swirei is the source of this 3783-nucleotide messenger RNA. RefSeq names its product neuronal acetylcholine receptor subunit alpha-7-like. Gene Ontology annotation, cellular component: neuron projection; synapse; postsynaptic membrane. The coding region runs from base 105 to 1718 and encodes 537 amino acids. The record is from RefSeq and is a predicted model, not a curated record. Lineage: Eukaryota; Metazoa; Chordata; Actinopteri; Perciformes; Liparidae. Gene Ontology annotation, biological process: chemical synaptic transmission; signal transduction; regulation of membrane potential. The transcript is spliced from 9 exons. Gene Ontology annotation, molecular function: acetylcholine-gated monoatomic cation-selective channel activity; transmembrane signaling receptor activity.